Messenger RNA from Coccinella septempunctata (seven-spotted ladybird), 4176 nucleotides. RefSeq names its product sodium/hydrogen exchanger 10-like. Gene Ontology annotation, molecular function: sodium:proton antiporter activity. Gene Ontology annotation, biological process: proton transmembrane transport. Bases 1 to 4110 code for a protein of 1369 amino acids. Lineage: Eukaryota; Metazoa; Arthropoda; Insecta; Coleoptera; Coccinellidae. Gene Ontology annotation, cellular component: membrane. The transcript is spliced from 19 exons. The record is from RefSeq and is a predicted model, not a curated record.
AUGUGUCAGAAGUAUCAUAUUCUCUUACUUCUUACACUCUGUUGUGAGUCAUAUGCUCAAAUAGAAGAUGGGGGAAGAUAUAGAUCUUCAACAGCUAUUCUGCUUUUGUUUGUUUAUGGUACCAUUUUAGCUGGUGUUGUUAUAAGAUACUUAAUUGAGUUACUCCAUAUACCAAUUCCCUUUCAAGUUUUCAUUCUGAUAUUAGGUGUUAUAAUUGGUUACGUGGGAGGAAUAUUCAGAUCACAAACUGAAGAAUUCCUUGGAACGAUCGAAGCUAGAAAUAAUUAUCUUCUGAUAAUUGCGCUUCCUUUAUUAAUUUACAAGUUAUGUUUAUGCUUGGAGGUUCAUUCUUUUAUGAGAUGUAUUCUUCAAGUCCUCAUCAUAUCCAUUCCAUGUAAUUUAUUGAAUGGACUAAUGGUUGGUUUCAUCAUGAGACUCGUAGAAAAUUCUUCGAAUUGGAAUAUCGAAAUGGCUCUGAUGUAUGGCUUCACAUGCAUAGCCAUAUAUCCGCAUGAAACAUUAAUGAAACUUAAGGACCUGGGUGCUAAAGGAAAACAUUUAUCCGAUUUUUUAGAAGGAGAAUCGAUUUUCGGCACCGCAACUUGCAUUAUUAUGAUUUUGGUUGCUAUGCAACAUCAGAAUGGAUUUUUUCAUAAUGCUGAACAUAUAAGCCUCUUUAUUUUUCAAUAUAUAUUUGGAGGGUUCAUCAUAGGAUGUGUAUCAGGCUUCGUACUAACCAGGCUCAUAAAAAUGUUCUACAAUGAUGCCAUCAAUAUCAUGAUCAUAUCCAUAUCAGCGCCAUUCAUGGUUUACUACGUGUGUAUUUACGUGUUUCAUACUUGUGGCAUUCUGGCCCUAAUUAUGGUAGGAAUCUUCAUGAGUACUCAAAGGGCAGAACUAACACCAGAAAUCGAUUCAUCCCUGAUUUAUUUCUGGGAACUGGUUGUGCUCAUCAUAGAUUCUGUCGUGUUUGCCGUGAAUGGUGUUGUGGUUGGCGUUGAAGUGGUGCAGUAUAUCGAAUUUUCGGAUAUAGUCAAGAUUGGAAUUGCCUACAUGGUUACAUAUUUCUCGAGAUCGGCUACCUUCAUCCUUUUUUCCACCAUACUCAGCAGAUUAGAGUACGGUAUCUCAUUUCGUCAUAUGGUAAUGGCUGCCUGGGGAGGGCUACGUGGAGCAGUGAAUUUAUGUCUAGUCAUGAUAUCCCUUCAGGGAGGAAGUAAUAUGGCAUUGUUCCAGGGAACUGUACUGGUCCAUAUUAAUGGCGUUGUGUUCCUCUCUCUACUCAUAAACGUUCCAACCAUUCCAUAUCUGUUGAAUUGCCUUGGAAUAUCGAAUUUAUCUAUGGCUAGACAGCACAAUAUGAACAACUGUGUGCAUCAUAUUAUGGCUAAGAGAGACAGGGUUAUAGCUUUACUUAAAAUGGAUAGAUUUUUGGCCGAUGCCAAUUGGUCUGUUGUCGAUUCUUCAACUGUUAUCAAGCAUCCCUACAAAGGACAAAGAGAUGUGGAUACAGAUCGAGAUUACCACAUGGGAUUGAAAGGCAGCAUUUGCCCAGAUUGCCACAAAGAAGUUGCCAAUCAGCCGACACAAAAAGAAAUCGAAGAAAUGAGAAGAGAAGCAAGAAUGAGAGUUUUGAAAGCAAAGAAAAUAUCAUACUCCAGGCAAUACGAGAAUGGGAUGUUGAGCAAAGAGGCUUUAACAGCUCUUACUCAUGCCGUCGAAGUAGCUCAAAAUAACGAAGAUAUCUACUUGAAGAUAGACAACUUGCUGAAACUUUUCAGGAAAAAGUUGUUUCUUCAGCAAGUGAGGAACUAUCUAACUAAAUAUUUUCACACGAAAAUUUCGAGUCACAUGCCCAAACCACCUCGAAAACCGAGAAGGAGGUUCUAUUACAGAAUCUUUCACCAUCCAGCUUACAUUUGCACCACGUAUAUCGUCAUUAUUCUGAAUGUGGUUAGCUCAUGUUAUGAGUUACUUUUAUCGAACUACGAUGAACAAUUCAUUGAGAUGUGCGCGAUUAAAGCUCUAAAUUGGGCUUUCUUUCUCUAUUUUCUCAAUGACGUGGUCUUGAAAAUUUACGGCAUGUCCUACUUAUACGUUUGGCGUGAUGGCAUGAGAACCUAUUUCAAAGAUUGGUGGCAUAUACUGGACGUUUCACUGCUGCUGGUGUCUGCCGCUGAUCUAGCCCUUGACCUUCUGGACAUCUUGAACUUAUUUCAGAAGUACGAGUCCUUUCAAAACAAAACAACAGUGUUCUUGAAACUUCUGAGGGCCAUACGCUUACUCAGACUAAUUACCCUAUGCAAAAUAGUGUAUCCAUUAGUGAUAAAGUUUUGCGAUAUGCGAAUAGAUACCCAUUUGUCCACAGUGUAUGACAUAGGAAAGGGUUUUGUGAAAGGGGAAGAAGAAGUCUUGGGUAUGCUCGAUCAGAUGAUUCCAAACAUGAAGAUACGGCAGGAGAUGCGCCUUACCAUGGAACGCGACAAGCUGGCAGUGACGAAAGAACUAGGACUCAUCCAGAAGGAGAAACCGUGGAUUGCGAUAACAGUCAAGACCAAACAGGCCAUAAGGACAAUUUUGAACAACAUGGAGACCGCCAUUGAUGAUUUGCGAUCUUCAGGUUGGGUCGAUCAUAUAGAAUAUAAGAAACUGACGGAAUCACUGAACACGAGGAGGAAGCAAGUUCGACAAAUGAAGAUGAUCAACUCUUGUCCCCCAAAGGUCAUUUUUCAGGAAAUUAUUUGGAUGGCGGACGAAUCCCACGUUAUCGAGUUCUUAUUCGAUCAUGUGACUACGAAGAUCUAUGAACCUGGUGACGUUAUAUAUUCCGAAAAUCAGAAACCUUGUGGAGUGAUCAUUAUAAUUACUGGUCUUUUCAAAAUGACCUACAGACCUGAGAAGAAGGUACUAGACGCUCUUAAAACCUACGGUUUACUCCCUGUAAUCGACUUCAUAUCAUCGUCAAAAUUCGACAAAAACAUAGACGACUAUAUAGUAUCUGGAAACUGCAUAGGAGAAUUGAGUUACCUCACUGGACGACCAUAUAAUGCCACUAUAGUAGCUGAUACCCCCAGUCAAGUUUACGUUUUACCGACACAUCUAUUGGAAGAUGCCGCCAAGUUGAGUCCUAAUUUGGUUAAAGGGCUCAAGGCAAGGAUAUGGAAGUAUAUUUCGAUACGAUUGGCCGUUUGUAUCUUACUGAAAACCCCAGCCUACGUUGCAUGUUCACAGGAGAGAUUGCGUUCAGCCUUAGAAAGGUGUUUCGUACCCGAUUUGGAAAACUUUUCGAUCUUUGUCAAUAACACUAUGAUUGAGGAUAUCAUACUCAUCGAAGGAGUAGUUGUUGAUGACAAUACCAAGGAGAAUUUCAUUGCUCCUUGUUAUAUUCCAAGGACAGCGCAAAGGCUCCUCCUUGUUCGAAACCAAAUAGAAGAACUAGGGAUUACGGUUUUGCCGAAACUAUUGGUGAUACCUUCGAAAGAGGUGGAUGCGGAGGAUAUUAUGGACGCGGAGGAAGAUAUGUCGGACAUGUUUCAGAGGAGCGAUCUUCAGUCGGUAGAGUUUUCUAGGAGCAAGUCUUCUCGGGUUUUCAGACGAAGAAAGAGAGCCCGAAGCUCGUUUGCUGAGUCUGUAAGAUCGACAAGAAUUGACUUUUCAGACGCCACCAGCUACUCCAGAUCGGCUGCUUUUUCCACUACGAGUCGUCCCACUAUUAGGGAGUUCGAAUUGCCGGAUUUCAAGAGAAGGUCAUUGAUGCCAGACGUUUCCAAUGAAAACACCACGUCUUUGCUGUCGAAUCCUUUGCUUAUUCACUCUAGAAGACAUAUAGAGCUCGAAGAGGAUGUGCGUUCAGAUAUCAGGAAUUCUUUCGAUGACGUGCUCAUUUCAGAAAGGGCUGAAAGGAAUGCUUCGAGAAUGUCGAGAAAGUCCAUCCUUCGCAUUGUCACCGAUGUUUCUCCGAAGCAAUUGAGCUCUCAAGAUUUUCGAAAUGAAUUUCAAGAAGAGGAGAAGGAAAAUUUCCAGGGGCGGCAUCCCUUUUCCAUAGAUGAGAACGAAUCCGUAGAAUCAUAUAAAAGUGAUCAUAGAUCACAGCCCAAGGACCAAUCUUGAGGGAAACUGAUUCCAGGAACCUUAUUGAUCACUUUGUAUGGAAUAUAAUAAAAAAAGUUUUCGUAA